Molecule: messenger RNA, 845 nt
Organism: Paramecium primaurelia
Lineage: Eukaryota; Ciliophora; Oligohymenophorea; Peniculida; Parameciidae
Source: the annotation of a GenBank genome assembly
GUGGAGGAUUAUAUGAUGAUUCAAUAAAGAUAGGAAGAUGGAAUGAAUUAAUUAAUAAUUUCGGAGGUGGACAAGGAUAAUCAUAAAUAGCUUACGCUGGUGAAUAUUAUAAUGACAAAAAAAUUGGUAGAUGGAAUAUUUUGUAUUAGGAAUAUUGGGAAAAGAACUUUUAAAUAGUGUAAGAUUUAAAAAAUCAAAUUAUUUAGUGGUGGUGGAUUGUAUAAUGAUUUAGGUUCAAUUAAAAUUGGGAAUUGGAUUGAAGUGAGUGAAAAUUUUGGGAGUAGACGAGGAUAAUCAUUUGUCACUUAUCAUGGUGAAUAUAAAAAUAAUAAAAAGGUUGGUAAAUGGGAUAUUUGGUAUAAAUAAUUUAACAACAGAUGGGAUUCAGAAUAAAUGUACAUUGUAAUAAAAAAAUUAUUUAGUGGUGGGGGAUUAUAUGAUCAAGAAGGAUUUUUUAAAAUAGGUUUGUGGAUUGAGGUAGGUGAUGGCUUUGAAAUGAAUUUGUAAAUAAUUUAAAGAGGUUAUUAUUAAAACGAUGAAAAAGUUGGUAGAUGGGAUAUUUUGUAUAGAGAAUGGGGAAGUGAAAAGUUUGAGAAUAUGUAAAAUUAAAAAACCUUUAUUUUAGUGGUGGUGGAUCAUACAGUGAAGGGGGUUCAUUUAAGAUUGGAAAGUGGAUUGAGUUAGUUGAUGGUUCCCUUGUCUCUUAUAUAUGUGAAUAUAAAGAUGGUAAAGUAAUUAGUAUGUAAAAAUGAAUAUGAGGAAAAUAAGAAUAUAGUGAUAUUUGAUAAUAUAAUUUAAUAAAUAUUCGAAUAAAAUACAUGAGUUGAGAAAGAAUUAUACAGGAG